GAUAAAAGGCUCCCUCGUGUGGCCGUGUGGCUGUACUGCAGCUGCGUCUUUGUGUAAGGUUUCCGAUGCUGUCCGAAAGGUCCCGACGGUUUCCGAAGCUCGCCGCCAGUCGUGCCAGUUUUUCCGCCCUGUCCGCGUCUCGGAGCCGGGGAUCUGCUUCCGUCCAUGGCCUUCAUCUCUGGAGCAGCGGCGUCCAGGCUUUAUUUACCAUCAUUUAAGGCGUUUGUUUGGUGUCCCGCGCGGUGAAUAAAACGCGUCAGAUCAGCUGCAGUGAAGCGACGAGCUUUUGUUUCUGCGGAGAGACGUUCACUGCGCUGGACCGAACGAGUCCAGAACACACCAGAACCACAUCAGUCCAGCGCAAACCACCACCACCAUCUUCAUCGUCAGUGUGGAUGUGCCGGAGUCCAGCUGGAGUCCAGCUGAUGUGAUCAGCGGCUCAUCUGCAGCAGCAGGUUAUUUCUGCUCGUCUGUCUCAGGGUGAGCAGAGGAAGAGAGAGAGGGAGAGACACAGACAGUGGUCUAUCUUUCUCUCUCUCUCUCUUCACCUGCGUCCUCAGCAGCAGCGUCUCUGUAAGGCUCUGGUCUGUGUGGCGCAGCUUCUGUCCAAACCAUGACGUCACCCCCGUCCCCGCUGGCCUCCCCGUCCCCGUGUCCUCCUCCUCCUCCCUCGCUCCCGUCCUCCCCCACGCUCUCGUCUCCCGCCCCAUCAUCGCUCCCGCUGCCGCCCGCUCUGCCGCCCACCGGAGAGGUCAUGAUUCUGGCUCUGGGCCGUAAGAAGCAGCGGCUCCUCAUCGCUCUCUCCAUUCUGCCCAACCUCUUCCUGGCAUUCCUGCUGUCCUCUGACCCGCUCCUGACCCUGGCCCCGCCCUUCUGCUGUCGUCUCCCGCGACUCUCGCCUGCUCCUCAGGUGACCAACGCCUCCGUGAGGACCGGGAAAGGAGACGGAGAUCUGGCCCAGUGCAAGCACAUGUUCGUCAAUGGCACGCAGUCGUGUGUAAAGGACUGUGAUGCUGGAUACGACUACAACGUCACCGAAGGCCUGACCAAUAAUAUCGUCACAGAGUGGGAUCUGGUGUGUUCGCAGUACUGGCUGGUUCCAGUCGAGGAGGUGUGCUUCAUCCUGGGGACGCUGACGGGCUGUCUGGGUUUGGGCUACACGGCUGACCGACUGGGCAGGCGGAAGUCUCUGCUGGUGUCUCUGAUGCUGGCGGUGGUGUUUGGGGUGCUGGUGUGUGUGUCGCCCUCACCGCCCGUCUUCAUCACCAUGCGCUUCUGUCUGGCCGCGGCGAGCGCCGGCGUCUUCCUCACGCUGUACGUCACACGUCUGGAACUGUGUGACCCGUCUCUGCGGCUGCUGGCGACGAUGAUGUCCGGUUUGACCGUGUUUGCGGGCGAGCUCCUGCUGCUGGCUGUGGCCCUCGGCUGCGGCUCCUGGAGGGGCCUGUUAGGAACCGGAGCAGCUCCUCUGUCCUUGUUCCUGUGUUACGGGAUCCCGGGAGUGUUUCCCGAAUCGCCGCGCUGGCUUCUGCUCUCCGAGAGGACGGGAGACAUGAAUUCCUUCAGUGACCGGAGCGAGCGACAGAGAGAUGACGACAGCUUCUCGGAGUUGGACACGGAGACGUCUUCAUCUCCUGGACGUCCUCAUCUGUCUUUCCCAGAGCUGCUGCACAGCAGAAACAUCUGGAAAAACCUGUGUGUGCUGGGAUUCACUUCGUUCAUCUCUCAUGGCAUCAGUCACUGCUACAGCUCCUUCAGAGGUGACGUCAGAGGAUUCACCCCCAGCUUCUACUGGACGUACCUGCUGUCUGUCUGUGCAGGGGGCGGGGCCUGGCUGUUGCUCUGGGCAACGGUGGACAGGUUUGGUCGUCGUGGAAUUCUUCUUCUAGCCAUGACCUUGACCGGACUGGCCUCCCUAAUCCUGCUCGGACUCAUGGACUAUCUGAGCGAGUCAGCCAUGACUGUGUUCUCUAUAAUGGGCCUGUUCUCGUCCCAAGCGGCCGCAUCCCUCUCCAUUCUGUUCACCGCUGAAGUCAUGCCCACCAUCAUCAGAGGAAGUGGUGUGGGAGCGGUCAUGGCUUUGGGUUGCGUGGGCCGCCUCAGUUCUCCUCUCAUGAAUCUGCGUAAUCACUACGGCUACUUUCUGCACCAUGUGGUCUACUCGUCUCUGGCCCUGCUGGCGGUUCUCUCCAUCCUGCUUCUCCCGGAGAGCAAACGCAAACCCCUUCCACAGACGCUGGCGGAUGGAGAACAGUACCGCCGCCCUCCGCUGGUCCGAAGACGUAGGGAUAACGUUCCUCUUCUGGCUACACCCAACCCAGAGACCUAGCCUUCACUCUUCAACUGCAAAUACUGAGGGACUGACCUCGGAGGCCUGUCCUAAUAAUCCUGUAUUUGUAGUCAUUCCUAACACGUGUCAGUGGAGUCGUGGCACAUGGACUCCGUCAUGAAGUGUGAGGGGUGAAGGGUACCGAAGCGCGUCCGCUGAGUACGCAACUCAGAGCACAGUGGCAUAAACAAGGGCAUACACUUUUAAUUAAACAUUGUCUGACCCAUGUAGCAUUUGGUGACUUGUUAGUAAUAUAUUAGACCAAUAUGAGAUAAGGGCUCAAAAUGACAGAGGUCGUUUUGAUAUAUAUUUAUCCCUUAAGAAAACAGGCUUAAGUUCUCACUCCAGAUGGAAGAAGGAUGGAAAUGGUUCUCUUAGUACUUUAUCUCAUUGCUGCUAAGAAUGGCGCGCCAAGAGGAUCACUGCAGGACUGAUCUAGGCAUCGGCGAAGCGCUGAGGAUUAUUUAUGUGCACUCUGAUCGGACUGAGGCAUGAUACUAGAAACACUUAUUAUUGUAUGUUACAUGUCACUCUUUGUUAAAGGAAUAUUAUAGGAAUGCAACUUGAGUUGUAUGUGCAGAAGCUGGGACGUCCAGAUUUUAUGUCGACUAUUGCACAACCAGGUAUUAACUUUUGUUGCAUAUGGAUUAGUCAAAAACCUAUAACAGAAUUUGUGCUGUAAAAAAAUACAUCCUUCAUAUCUCUGCUUUUAAACCCUCUAGUGCAUCAUCCAUUGUUAGUGCUUUACUGUGCACACUUACCCUGUUUUGUACAAACUUAGGGACAAUUUUGUGAAGUAAUUUGACCGCUUAAGUUGCAAUAAACCUGUGAUAUUCCUUUAAUGAGGCUGAUUGAAAUCGCACUGCUCAUAGCGUCCCUUAUUCCUCUGUUACUUACCUUGAAGAUCGAGGCUGAAGAGUACGACAGCAGAGGGAAGGAACACACAGGUUCAUUUGAAUGUUGACACUGUCAGGAUUUAUUUUGUGUCUGAUGUCUUUCUAUUUUGUCUUUGCCUAUUGCAUUUUCAGUCUGAUUAUUGAAAUAAGAAACAUUGGAAACACGAGUUAUGUAGCUUUCUCUUGUAAACGCCUGUGUUAGAUUCUUUAAAAUGCACUUAAUAGUUCUGAAUUGUUAGUAAUAAUUUUAAUUAUUAUUACUACUACUACUACUACUUGAAUAAUAAAGGAUAAUAGUAAUAAAUCUGAUGAUUGCGCAACACUUACUAAACAAUGCUGUAAUUAUUAAUAAAUCUUUGACCAAGUCUAAUUACAAAUAAAAUCUGGUAAAAUCACAGUGAUUAGAGGUGAAUAUGUUCUUUGAAAGUCUAAAGCUGAAUGCAUUUAGACAUUGGUGUUGAAUGCUCUGUUGUACCUCUGGUCCAUCAGUAUCUUGCAGGUUUGUGUAUUUUUAGCUCUUCAGUUUUUGUAGGCGAGCUCACGAGACGAGGGCAGUGAUUCACUGUAAAAACUCUCUGGACAGCAGCUCCUGAUUCUGUAAUGGUCAAAAAGGUCAGUCUAUGUUUGUCCUGCAGAGCUUCACUAUAGCGCCCCCAAAAUGUUUAUACAAGUAAUAAUCAAAAGCAUAUCAAAUUUUGUCAAAUAACUUUUUCCCCCCAUAUACAACAAAAAAGCUAUACACUGGGUUCCCAUGGUCAUUUCAAACCUGCAAAUAUAUUAACAAAAUCCUUGUUAGCUGGAUUCUUGGCAAUGUGAUAUGAAUUGCUAGUGAUUUUCUUGUUAUGAGCAGAAAUCGCCCUCUGUGAGAUUUCUCUAAAAUGUUAUCUUGGAAAAAAGUCCUAAAUCAUU
Onychostoma macrolepis is the source of this 4134-nucleotide messenger RNA. It is a transcript of the gene slc22a17, whose product is annotated as solute carrier family 22 member 17. Gene Ontology annotation, biological process: transmembrane transport. Gene Ontology annotation, cellular component: membrane. The transcript has 10 exons. Bases 614 to 2329 code for a protein of 571 amino acids. Lineage: Eukaryota; Metazoa; Chordata; Actinopteri; Cypriniformes; Cyprinidae. Gene Ontology annotation, molecular function: transmembrane transporter activity. The record is from RefSeq and is a predicted model, not a curated record.